Diprion similis is the source of this 1048-nucleotide messenger RNA. Its product is annotated as magnesium-dependent phosphatase 1-like. Gene Ontology annotation, molecular function: acid phosphatase activity. The record is from RefSeq and is a predicted model, not a curated record. The transcript is spliced from 4 exons. The coding region runs from base 127 to 612 and encodes 161 amino acids. NCBI's taxonomy places the organism in Eukaryota, Metazoa, Arthropoda, Insecta, Hymenoptera, Diprionidae.
UGAAUUUAACCCUUUGUAUCACAGUUAUCAGAGUGUCAUCGAUUCGUUUUGUGUAUAAUUUAGUCCCACCUUUCAGUUACUUAGUAUUGCUCUGGUGACACUUUUGGGACUUGUAUAUUCGUAAAAAUGUCGACUGAUAAAAGGCCUCGAGUAAUCGUUUUUGACUUAGAUUAUACGUUAUGGCCGUUCUGGGUCGACACUCAUGUAACGCCUCCCUUCAGGAAAGGAAAAGGUGACAAAGUAGUAGACGCUCAAAAUCAUACAAUUAAAUACUACCCUGAAGUACCAGAGGUUCUAAAGGAGCUGGUAAAGGACGGUUAUGAACUAGGAGUAGCAUCGCGUACCACAGAAAUUCAGGGGGCCAAUCAACUGCUGAAGCUUUUCGGCUGGGAUAAGUAUUUCACAUACAAGGAAAUUUAUCCUGGUUGUAAAGUAACACAUUUUUCAAAAAUCCAAAAAAAUUCUGGCAUCAAUCUAGCUGAUAUGCUAUUUUUUGACGAUGAGGAUCGAAACAUCAAGGAUUUAACAAAAGUCGGAGUAAAAUCAAUUUUGGUUCGCAAUGGUGUCAAUAGAGAAGUUGUUCAAAAUGGUCUACAACAAUUUGCAAAGUAGUUUAAAUACUAGGCAAAUUCAAUAACUUAUUAUUUUUGAGCUGGCUUGAAAAUAUUUCAUUAACUCAAUUGACGCCUGUGUUUCAUUACAUAACAAAUUGAAAUAUUGUUCGAAUCGAUGUUUUAGCUAAAGUAAUUGAGAUUCAAUAAUGUAUAAUAUAAAAUUUAUUUACAAAUUUCAUUUUGUGAAUACAUUGAUAGAUGGGUAUAUGUAGACAUAUACGAUAUUUUAGUGGAAGAUUUAUAAACAAUUUGAUCGGUUCACCAAAAUUAUGUAUUAGCAAACAAACGAAAGAUGAAACGAAACAAUAAAACUUUGAACAAUGCUUCGGUAUUCGGUCUUCAUUCAUUGCUAAAAACAAGAGAUAAAUUCAAUCGUAUUCUUUCAUUAGCUGAUAAUACUGUACCGGACUGUUAAUAAAUGUGUUGUCAAUGUU